UAAAUAUAAUAUUCGUUAAUUAAUAACAAGAAAAAAAUGAAUUAAAUGAAAAAUAAAAUAUAAAUUGCGUUUUUGUUUUUCAGUUAUGGAUGACUAGCUCAGUCGUCACACUCGUAACCCACCAAAUUGAAGUGUACACAACGCAACAACCUCCACCGAGUCAUAACUGAACAACGCUUUGUUUUUUUCUCUUCUUCUUCUUCUUCUUUAGAAGCAGGGAACGACACCGUUUCAUCGCGUCUGGUUCUAGGGUUUCACGCUCUUGCGUUGCAGCAGCCAUGGGAACUGCCUCCAGGCAGUUGAAGGUUAUGCUCCGCAAGAACUGGCUCCUCAAAAUUCGUCACCCUUUCGUUACUGCAGCUGAGAUAUUGCUCCCUACGGUUGUGUUGUUGCUGUUAGUGGCUGUGAGGACUCAAGUUGACACACAAAUUCAUCCAGCUGAACCGCACAUUCAGAAAGAGAUGUUUGUGGAGGUGGGUAAAGGUAUAUCCCCUAACUUCCAACAAGUUUUGGCAUCCUUGUUGGAGGAAGGGGAGUAUUUAGCUUUUGCACCAGAUACCGAUGAGACGAAGCUGAUGAUAGAUGUAGUGUCCAUAAAAUUCCCACUCCUGAAGCUUGUUAGUCAAGUGUACAAAGAUGAGGUAGAGUUGGAAAGCUACAUUCGCUCAGAUGCUUAUGGUACCUGCAGUCAAGCAAGGAAUUGUUCAAAUCCGAAAAUUAAAGGAGCUGUUGUAUUUUAUGAACAAGGUCCUCAGUCGUUUGAUUAUAGCAUACGCCUCAAUCAUACAUGGGCAUUCUCCGGUUUCCCAGAUGUAAAAACAAUAAUGGACACAAAUGGCCCAUUUCUUAACGACUUGGAACUGGGUGUUAGUGCUGUACCAACAAUGCAGUACAGCUUCAGUGGGUUUUUUACUCUCCAGCAAAUGGUCGAUUCAUUUAUAAUAUUCAUUGCUCAACAGUCUGGCAUAAAUUCCAGCACUGAACGCAUAACCCUUCCUCUAUCAGGCUUCUAUGACACUGAUUUCUCUCUGAAUGCUACAUGGAAUCAGUUUAACCCCAGUCAUAUACGAGUAUCUCCAUUUCCCACUCGAGAGUACACUGAUGAUCAGUUCCAGUCAAUCAUAAAGAAAGUCAUGGGAAUAUUAUACCUAUUGGGUUUUCUCUAUCCAGUUUCGCGCCUCAUCAGUUAUUCUGUUUUUGAGAAGGAACAGAAGAUUAAAGAAGGACUCUAUAUGAUGGGCCUGAAAGAUGGGAUAUUUCAUCUCUCUUGGUUUAUCACAUAUGCUUUGCAGUUUGCAGUGUCUUCCGGGAUCAUUACUGCUUGCACCAUGGAUAAUUUAUUCAAGUAUAGUGAUAAGACAUUGGUGUUUGCCUACUUUUUCAUUUUUGGGCUUAGUGCAAUCAUGCUGUCAUUUUUUAUAUCAACAUUUUUCAAACGGGCCAAAACAGCUGUUGCAGUUGGAACGCUGUCUUUUCUUGGUACUUUUUUCCCUUAUUACACUGUCAAUGAUGAGGGUGUUUCAAUGGUAUUGAAGGUUCUUGCUUCUAUACUUUCACCUACAGCCUUUGCUCUGGGGUCAGUUAACUUUGCUGAUUAUGAGCGUGCUCAUGUGGGACUGCGUUGGACCAACAUAUGGCGGGAAUCAUCUGGAGUGAAUUUUUCUCUAUGUCUUUUGAUGAUGAUACUUGAUACACUGCUAUAUUGUGCAAUGGGUCUAUAUUUUGACAAGGUUCUUCCACGGGAGUAUGGACGGCGAUAUCCGUGGUCUUUUGUUUUCCGAAGAGACUUCUGGAGAAAGAAUAAAACUGGAAAACACCGCCCCUCCAAUUUUGAAGUUAAAAUUGAUGGUAGGAAUUCCGAGUCGAGACCUUCUAUGGAAGCAAUAAGCCUAGAUAUGAAACAACAGGAGCUUGAUGGCAGAUGCAUUCAGAUAAGGAAUUUGCAUAAAGUGUAUGCUACUAGAAAAGGAGAUUGCUGUGCUGUUAACUCCUUACAACUUACAUUGUAUGAACAUCAGAUUCUUGCUCUUCUAGGACAUAAUGGAGCUGGUAAAAGUACAACAAUCUCGAUGCUUGUUGGUCUUCUUCCUCCUACAUCAGGGGAUGCUUUGGUGUUUGGAAAGAACAUUGUAUCAGAUAUUGAUGAGAUACGGAAGGUUUUGGGUGUGUGCCCACAACAUGGAUAUUACACUUCAUCGCAGCUUGUAAGGGAGCAUUUAGAAAUAUUCGCCAUAUUAAAGGGUGUUGAUGAAGACUCACUGGAGGCUGUUGUUACCAAUAUGGCUGACGAGGUGGGCCUGGCUGAUAAAAUUAACAGUGUUGUGAGAGCUCUUUCUGGUGGCAUGAAGAGAAAAUUGUCUCUUGGAAUUGCAUUGAUAGGGAACAGUAAGGUUAUAAUUCUUGAUGAACCUACCAGCGGAAUGGAUCCAUACUCAAUGCGUUUGACUUGGCAGUUAAUAAAAAAAUUUAAGAAGGGCAGGAUAAUCUUACUAACAACUCAUUCAAUGGAUGAAGCAGAUGAACUAGGUGAUCGGAUAGCUAUCAUGGCCAAUGGUUCUCUGAAAUGCUGUGGAAGCUCACUUUUCUUGAAGCAUCAUUAUGGAGUUGGUUAUACUCUAACACUUGUAAAGUCAGCUCCUACUGCUUCUAUAGCUAGUGAUAUAGUAUAUCGUCAUGUUCCCUCAGCAACCUGUGUAAGCGAGGUGGGAACUGAGAUUUCCUUUAGGCUUCCGCUGGCAUCUUCAUCAGCUUUUGAGGGGAUGUUUAGGGAAAUUGAAGGUUGCAUGAAAAAACCACUUUUGAACAUGGAAAUAAGUGGUAGUGGUAAUGAAGACAGUCUUGGUAUUGAAAGCUAUGGUAUAUCAGUCACAACCCUAGAGGAGGUAUUUUUGAGAGUUGCAGGAUGUGACUAUGAUGGAGUCGAAUGCUUCGAGGGAAAUGAUCGUUCCCUUGUGUCUGACUCUGUGGCUUUGCUUGGUUCUUAUGACCAUCCCUCCACCAAAAAAUGUUUUUUAGGAAAUUAUAAGAAGUUCCUUGGUUUGAUAUCUAGCAUAGUGGCAGGAGCUUGUGGUUUGAUUUUUGCUAUGGUUAUAAGUUUCAUAAACUUCGUGGGUAUGCUGUGUUGUAGCUGUUGUCUCAUUUCUAGGUCAACAUUCUGGCAACACUCGAGAGCUUUAUUCAUUAAAAGGGCAAUAUCUGCUCGGAGAGAUCACAAAACAAUUAUAUUCCCUAACCUGAUCCUUUCAACUUCUUAUUUUAAUCCUCUGUUGACUGGUGGGGGUGGGGGAGGUCCAAUCCCUUUUAAUCUAUCUUUGCCUAUUGCUGAAAAGGUAGCACAAAAUGUCAAAGGAGGGUGGAUUCAAAGAUACAAGCCAAGCUCAUACAAGUUCCCUAAUUCAGGGAAGGCAUUAGCUGAUGCAGUGGAAGCAGCAGGGCCAACUCUAGGACCUGCUCUACUUUCAAUGAGUGAAUAUUUGAUGUCUAGCUUCAAUGAAUCCUACCAAUCUAGGUAUGGGGCAAUUGUGAUGGAUGAUCAAAAUAGUGAUGGGAGCUUAGGCUACACUGUAUUGCACAAUUGUUCUUGCCAGCACGCUGCUCCCACCUUUAUCAAUGUUAUGAACAGUGCCAUUCUUAGACUUGCUACUGGUGACACAAAUAUGACAAUUCAGACACGCAACCACCCACUACCAAUGACACAAAGCCAGCUCGUACAACGUCAUGACCUGGAUGCCUUCUCUGCUGCAAUUAUUGUCAAUAUUGCGUUCUCUUUCAUACCCGCCUCAUUUGCUGUUCCCAUUGUUAAGGAACGUGAAGUGAAAGCUAAGCACCAGCAGCUAAUUAGUGGGGUUUCUGUCCUUUCAUAUUGGGCUUCUACAUAUAUUUGGGACUUCGUGAGCUUCUUGUUUCCGGCCUCAUUUGCCAUAAUUCUCUUUUACAUUUUUGGUUUGGAUCAAUUUGUUGGAGGGGUAUCUUUGUUACCGACUACACUGAUGCUUUUGGAAUAUGGACUUGCAGUUGCAUCAUCAACUUACUGCCUUACAUUUUUCUUUUUUGACCAUACCAUGGCUCAGAAUGUGGUUCUUUUAAUUCACUUUUUCACUGGAUUGAUUCUAAUGGUUAUCUCAUUCAUUAUGGGACUUAUACCAAACACAACAACUGCCAAUACUUUUCUUAAGAAUUUUUUCAGAAUUUCUCCUGGAUUUUGUUUUGCUGAUGGUCUUGCUUCAUUGGCACUUCUACGGCAAGGAAUGAAAGAUAAAACAAGUGAUGGGAUAUUUGACUGGAAUGUUUCAGGUGCCUCUAUUUGUUAUCUUGCUAUUGAGAGCAUUGGUUACUUUUGUUUGACACUUGCACUUGAAGUUUGUCCCUCCCUCAAAUUAACUCCGUUUAUGAUCAAGAAGUGGUGGCAGAGUUUAAACAUCUUCCAGCGUAAUACCACUUAUCUGGAACCUCUCUUAGAACCUUCUAUGGAAUCUGUUUCAAUGGACUUUGAUGAAGAUGUGGAUGUGAAAACCGAAAGAAAUAGAGUACUUUCUGGUUCCCUCGAUAAUUCUAUUAUCUACCUGCGUAAUCUUCGAAAGGUGUAUUCUGAAGGGAAGUAUCUAGGGGAAAAGGUUGCAGUAGAUUCGUUAACCUUUUCGGUUCAGGAAGGAGAAUGUUUCGGCUUUUUAGGAACAAAUGGAGCUGGAAAGACCACAACUCUUUCUAUGUUAUGCGGGGAAGAAUCUCCUUCUGAUGGGACUGCUUUUAUUUUUGGCAAAGAUAUAUGCUCCCAUCCCAAGGCUGCUCGCCAAUAUAUUGGAUAUUGUCCGCAAUUUGAUGCUUUAUUGGAGUUUUUGACCGUUCAAGAGCAUCUUGAGCUUUAUGCUAGAAUAAAAGGUGUUCCAGAAUACACUAUAGAUAAUGUUGUUAAGGAAAAGAUGGUGGAAUUUGGCUUAUUGAAGCAUGCUAAUAAACCGUCAUUUACUCUUAGUGGGGGGAAUAAAAGGAAACUAUCUGUUGCAAUCGCAAUGAUUGGAGAUCCUCCUAUUGUCAUUCUUGAUGAACCAUCUACAGGUAUGGAUCCCAUCGCCAAAAGAUUUAUGUGGGAUGUAAUAUCUAGGAUCUCAACAAGAAGGGGGAAAACUGCAGUAAUUCUAACUACCCACAGCAUGAAUGAAGCUCAAGCCUUAUGUACCAGGAUGGGAAUAAUGGUUGGUGGACGAUUAAGAUGCAUCGGAAGUCCUCAGCAUUUAAAAACGAGAUUUGGGAAUCAUCUGGAACUAGAGGUAAAACCUACUGAAGUGAGUUCUGCAGACUUGCAAACACUAUGCCAAGCUAUUCAGGAAAGAGUUCUCUAUGUCCCUUCUCAUCCUAGAAGCUUGCUUGGCGACCUUGAAGUUUGCAUUGGUGCCACUGACUCCAUUACUGCAGAAAAUAGUUCCAUUGCAGAGAUUAGCUUGACACGAGAAAUGAUAAGCUUAAUUGGGCGCUGGCUUGGCAAUGAAGAAAGAGUCAAGACACUAAUCUCCUGUACACCUGUCUCUGAUGGAGCUUCUAGGGAACAAUUAUCUGAACAAUUGUUUCGAGAUGGUGGUAUUCCAUUACCAGUAUUUUCCGAGUGGUGGUUGUCGAAACAAAAAUUCUCAGAAAUUGAUUCAUUUAUACUUUCAUCAUUUCGGGGAGCAAGAUGGCAAGGGUGCAAUGGUUUGAACAUCAGAUACCAGAUACCCUAUGAAGAAGGUUUAUCUCUGGCUGAUGUCUUUGGUCACCUUGAAGGAAACAGAGAUAGAUUAGGGAUUGCUGAGUACAGCAUCAGCCAGUCAACUCUGGAGACAAUAUUUAAUCAUUUUGCAGCUACUUCAUGAGAUGUCAACAUUUUUGUCAUUUUCUUUCAUAAACUACGGCAUAGUAUUGCAAAUUUGCAAUGUCAUAUGAGCUAUCAAAAUGGUGCAUUCUUUCUAAACGGAAGACCAUGUAUAGUGUGGAUCAGUGAUUUAGUGGCAUGGAAUUGUAUAUAGAUUCCGUAGGGCAAUGGUUUUGGCCGUUGAGAAUUGUAACAUUAGUGUUACUCAUUGAGGAAGGACUUUGGCUUAACUGCCAGUUUUUCCCUUUGGUUUGUCAUGUAAAAUUAGUGUGAUGUAAAUAGUAGGAUUUAACUUGGGUUGAUAAAAUGAACUUUUGCUCGGGAUCUCUUUCUUGAA
Messenger RNA from Arachis duranensis, 6182 nucleotides. Its product is annotated as ABC transporter A family member 1. Gene Ontology annotation, cellular component: intracellular membrane-bounded organelle; membrane. Gene Ontology annotation, biological process: transmembrane transport; lipid transport. The record is from RefSeq and is a predicted model, not a curated record. NCBI's taxonomy places the organism in Eukaryota, Viridiplantae, Streptophyta, Magnoliopsida, Fabales, Fabaceae. Gene Ontology annotation, molecular function: ATP hydrolysis activity; ATP binding; ABC-type transporter activity.